UAUCCGGGAACGGUUGUAAUGGAUAUCUACACCUCUACUUUAUCACCUGCGCUGGACAUCGGCACAGGAUGUUACUUGCUGUUUGUGGCUGUGCUCUCCAUUAUUGGAAACCUUCUGGUUCUCAUCAUGGCAUACAAAAGAUCAUCAAGAAUGAAACCACCAGAGCUGCUGAGUGUGAAUCUAGCGGUGACAGACCUGGGAGCAGCUGUCACCAUGUACCCUCUGGCUGUGGCCUCUGCCUGGAGCCACCACUGGCUUGGAGGAGAUGUUACCUGUUUUUAUUACGGUCUGGCGGGAUUCUUCUUCGGCGUCGCCAGCAUCAUGAACUUGACCAUCUUGGCCAUAGUGCGCUUCAUUGUUUCCCUCAAUCUGCAGUCUAACAGGGAAAAAAUCAGCUGGAAAAAGGUGAAGAUACUAUGCUUAUGGACCUGGCUGUAUGCUCUGAUUUGGGCUCUGUUCCCUGCACUGGGCUGGGGCCGGUAUGGCCCUGAGCCCUUUGGGCUGUCCUGCUCACUCGCCUGGGGACAGAUGAAACACGAGGGCUUCUCUUUUGUCAUCUCCAUGUUCUCCUUCAACCUUGUCAUACCUUCUGUCAUCAUCAUCUGCUGUUACUUUGGCAUCGCCAUCAAGCUCCAUUUCACCUACAAAAAAUCGAUGAACAACUGCAACCGAAUCCCUAAUAUUGUCAAGCUGCAUCGGAGGCUGUUGAUAAUAGCUGUUCUGAUCAGUGUAGGCUUCAUCGCCUGCUGGGCGCCCUAUAGCCUGGUAAGCAUGUGGUCCGUUCUCCGUGACAGCAGCACCAUCCCACCUGAAGUCAGUCUCCUGCCGUGCAUGUUUGCAAAGAGCUCCACUGUGUACAAUCCCAUGAUAUACUACAUCUUCAGCCAGAGCUUCAAAAGAGAGGUUAAGCAGCUGCGAGGGAAGUGCCUGGGGUUUACUUCAUGCCAUGUUUCCAACAGUGUCAAUGACAAUACAAUUUACAUGGUUAGUGCUGACAUCAAGCCCAAAAUAGCAGCACGGUCUACUCUGCAGGAGAGUACUGUGUCAGACAUGGUAACUUUGGGUUGAAAAGACUUUGUUUUUUCAGGACAUGCUUCAGAAGAAGGAGGUUUACUCGUAAUCAAAGACUUUUGUGCUGUAAACUGUGGAAACAUUAGUGGCCUCAUAAUGUGUUAUCUCACAAACAUUAUCAGGAUAGAAAACACCUGUUUUUUCCAGUACAACUGGUGUGUGCUGUUGUAAUAUAACAAGCAGGGUAGUUCUGGUCUUUUUUUGUGCAUGGAUGAAUGAAAGGGCAUGUUUGCACAAUAUCUUAAAUGCUGUGAAUGUUCAGCCAACUAAGCUGUAGAUUAAAGUUAAAUCUGUUCUUACAAGUGGCUAAACCCUCUGAACCACUGUAGCCCAAGAAUUUACCACAGCUUUUAGUUUUCCCGUUUUUCGUGUAUUAUACGUGUUUACACGAUAAUACAGCAAGAUGUGAAAGAAGCAGAGAAGUGGAGGAAGGAAUGAAUUAAAGAAAAACAUGCAUUUAAACACAUCACAAACCAAAGGUUGUAAAGCAGAAUAUGACAAACUAUUUUGAGUACAGAAAACAGAAGAGAUGUUUACUGUAAUUCUUUAAACUUAAAUCUGUGAUGAUACUUGUUUGUUUGAUUAGAUUAGUUUUUUGAUUAUUUUUCAGACAAAAAAAAUCUGUAUUUUCAGUGUCAGUUCAGGAGAAAAAUUUACCAAUUAUUGCAUGUGUUAAACUUUAAGUUUAAGAUUUAAUCAUGUGACAUGUCAAAGCUGAUUGUGUUUCAUACAUCCGUCUCAAAAAAUGUUUACAAAAAUAACGAAUAUUGUCCAUGUUACCAAAUGGUUUCUCUGAAGAAGACAAUGUUACAUAGAUAAGUUCAAUGCUGUGAGUAAAUCUUUACACCCAUUUUGUGUAUUCAUAUGGAGUGUUAUCAUCUCUUAUAUUUAAAGGACUGCCAUUAUUUUAUGUUUUUAUUUCUAACAAAUUUGGACCAAAAUGAAUUUAUUCUGCUCAGUACUGUCAGGUACUGCUUCACCACUAGACUGGAGCUCACUGUAAUGGGAGUGUGUCACCUAAAUGCAAAAGUAUAGCUUCUUUCUUCCUUUUUGAAUAGUUUGAUACUUUGGGAAAUACACAUACAAGAGAUAGAUGAGAAGAUUGAUACCAUUCUCACAUCUGUAUGGUAAAUAUGAAGCUACAGCCACGUGCCAAUUAAGUGUACUCUGUUUUUAUACUUUGUAUUUUGGACAUAUACAGCAAAUGAGAUUUACCAUGUUAAUAAGUGAGUUUUACAGGUACUGUUAGACAGACUUUAUUACCUUAAUAAGAGUCAGGCUGGUCCUGUGUUUGAACUGAAUUGAACUGAAUUAAGCUGGCUGCAACAUAGCUUCAUAUUUAACAUACCGAGAUGUGAGUGGCACUGAUCGUCUCAUCAGCUUCUUGGCAAAAAAGCAUACUUCCCAAAAUAUCACACUUUUCCAGCAAAUGUUUUUGAACAUCAGUAGAGUUGAGCUUGUCUGUUCAUUGGUGACCCUGGAAAGAGCAGUUGACAAAACAGUCAUGACCCAGGCUUCACUAACUUGCCUGUUCUGGAGCUUUCAUCUGUAUCACAGUUCUCAUUAGCCGACUGAGUCCGCUCAGUUACCGUGAACCUUGAGACAUGGAUGAGAGGUAUAGAAAGGUCAUAGAAAGUUUGAACCUUUUCAGCCCCGUGGAAACUGGUCAGACUCUGCCUGCUAAUGAUGACCAUACAAUAUGGUCAAAAGCACAAGAACAAAUGACUUAGUGGAUUUUGAGGUGGGAUGGUGUUGUCAACAACAAUGGAGUUCUGAUGCACAAAGGAAUACACUGCAUCAGACUUCGGCCACAAUCCGUACUAGACAGUAGGAUAAGUUUAUUGCUGUGUUUGGCCUUUCAUGGGAUUUGUUAAUAAUAAAAAGAUCAAAUAAUGAGCUUUAUUUUUCAAAUCUUUUAUUUUCAACUUUGUGAGCACUUACGACUCUGGACAUCAAAGCUCUUCAGUGUGUGGCAGAUUUUCAUAUCACCAGGGCUUUAAUAAAUCCCCCUUGACUGUCUGCUGCCUGUAGUCAAAGCUGCGGUACAACAGGAUAUUACUGUAUGUAAUUCAGGGAAAAAAGGAUUUCUUUCAUGUCACUACAUCCUUCUGCUUAGCAGAGAUUUUUUUGCUGUCCUGCUUUAGCCAGGGAAUAUUUUCUCUGAUAUGCUGACACCUGCAAUUCCUCUCUCAAGAUUUUUCUUUCAGUGAGCUUGACUGAGGGGUAAAUACUCUAUCUGCUGUGUUGUGUAGUUUUUUGUUUGUUUGAUUUGUUUUUUGCACCUUGUAAUUACUGUUGACAGUGUUUCAUUAUUUUUAAAAUUUGUGAAUUUAGCAUCAUGGACUUUGAGCAUAUUCGUGUGCACAUCUAUUGGUCAUGCUUGAGAAUAAACACUGACUGAACACAGUAAAGUAUUGGACAAUGAAUGCACCAUGGUAAGGUAAUAAAACACGUCCAGCCUCUAUCAUGAAUCAAAAAGAACAACGGUGUUGUUGUGUUUAAUGAACACAGUGAUGCUGUGUAUUCUAGUCAGGCACGGUAACAACUGUGGGACGUGGGCAUGCAGUCGCCUUUAUGCUUUGUGGAGGAGCAUCUUCAAUUCUGACAUUUGAGAAUCUUUUCUCUUAUUCAUUUGCAGCCAGGGAUUGGGGCAUUAAGAAUGGCAACGUCAGUCAGUUUGUGGAAAACUCCAUUAAAAAUGUUUAAAAUGUCAAGGUCUACAUUGAUAUACAUCUCACAUACUAGAAUUUCCAUACUGUUGGUAUGCAGCAUGAACACUUCAGAAACAGCUAAAGUAUGAAAUCCUUUUGAGAAUAAAAUUAAAUAAGCUACUGUAAGAAAUGUAACCGCAGCAACGUGCCACAUCAAUCAUGGAAAACUCGUGACAUAUUAGAAACACAUCAGCCAUUUUGUGCUGUUUGUGUGAAUCAAAUGUUAUGCUGACAAUAGACAGCACCACAGUCACUGGCUACCUGAACAGACAAACCUGUGUAAACCAUAACACUGGGAAAAGUGAAACUCACCUUCCUGCUAUGCAGUAUGCACUAACGCUUUGCAUUCUCUUACCUUAUGCAUUAAUACUGCACUACAAUUUGUAAAUGACUACCAAUACUGGACACUGAAUAUAGUGUUACCUUAAGCAUUUGAAUAAAUAUUUGAAAUGAACUACUGCAGUGCUAAUGGCUUGGUGAGGUUGUAUUUAGGCAUGGCAGAGUUUAGGGCUAAAUGCUAAUGUCACCAUGCUAUUAAGUGACUUGAGGUUCUUGAAGAGUCUUGAGUCAUUGACCCACCAGGCCAUCAUGCAAGUUGGCACAUUAGUCAUGCCAUGAACACUUUGUAUAGCACCUUGAGACACCAUGACCAGGAUAACUGAGCAUCCUUAGACAUCCAAUAGUUGUGAUUGUUGAAUAGUUGAUAUUUCAGUCUGGACCAAAAUGGUGGCCCAACCAAACAACUGAAUGACAUUCUGGAGAAACACCCUCGCUAGAACUAGUCCUAUGCACCAGAGGAACUGCAGAGCGUAGGUCUUCAUAUAAACAUGGAACUAAAUAGAGUAAACUGAAGGGACAGCACUGAGGGGACAGAUAGUCCAUAAUGUCCUUCUAAUGUUAACACCCUAAAGGGUUUGAUUUCGAGCCAGAAAUACCCAAUGGGAACCUGAAAUGAAUGUGUCCACACAGUAUCUCCAGAGAAUGACAGAGGUCGCAGCUUCUAACGAGUACAUACUGUAUAUUCCACCUCCUAAGCCAGUUACUGCAAUUUUCUCAAUGUCAAAAUAAAUGAUAU
Lates calcarifer (barramundi perch) is the source of this 4857-nucleotide messenger RNA. RefSeq names its product opsin 8, group member b (gene opn8b). Lineage: Eukaryota; Metazoa; Chordata; Actinopteri; Centropomidae. Gene Ontology annotation, molecular function: G protein-coupled receptor activity. The record is from RefSeq and is a predicted model, not a curated record. Gene Ontology annotation, biological process: G protein-coupled receptor signaling pathway; visual perception. Gene Ontology annotation, cellular component: membrane.